Bipolaris victoriae FI3 is the source of this 2586-nucleotide messenger RNA. RefSeq lists its product as hypothetical. NCBI's taxonomy places the organism in Eukaryota, Fungi, Ascomycota, Dothideomycetes, Pleosporales, Pleosporaceae. The coding region runs from base 1 to 2586 and encodes 861 amino acids. The record is from RefSeq and is a predicted model, not a curated record. The transcript is spliced from 4 exons. Gene Ontology annotation, cellular component: nuclear body. Gene Ontology annotation, biological process: mRNA processing; primary miRNA processing.
AUGGAUUCGUAUACCGCCACUCACGAGGAGGCCAGACCGCCUGCCGACACAUACAGGCGUCGCUCACCAGGCUCUGGAGACCGCAGGACUGGCAGGCGGCGGUCGCGGUCCCCCCAGAAUAUCGACCGUUACCAACCCGAUCGUGCCCGCGAUUACGAUGGACCCCGACGUGAUGGAAAUCGCCGCCGCUCCUCUCCUCCGCCAGUACAGGCCGGCAUUGACAGAUAUGUGCCUGGGCAAGACAACUUCGCACCGACAUUUACGACAAACCCGGUCCCGAACCCCAUGCAUCUCGAAUAUCAGGUUGGAUUCAACUACUUCGCCGAGUGGUGGCGCGUUGAGCAACUCAUGAAAGAGGAGAAAGAACGCGCUAAGAAUGGCGGUCGUAAGCCCGGUCUCAAAGGCGAGCGCGAAGCCCGUGAGGAGCGCGGCAAAGAACGUGAGCAGAUCCAAGCAGCCUACGAUGAGUACAAGGAGAAGCUGCAGGUGCAGAUGGCCAAGACAUUCGUUGAAAAGCACAAGAAUGAAGAAUGGUUCAAGGAGCGAUAUGACCCAGAGUACGAUUUGGCAUUCAAGGAGAAGCUUCGCCAGUACCGCCAUGGUAUCUACGAGGACUGGGAGCGCCAGAUUGACGAUGGUUACUUUGAUGAAUUCACACUUGAGGGUAUCUACAAGAAUGACUCAAACGGAGCUGGCGGCAUUGUUGAGAAGGAAGAGGGAGAAACAACAGCUGCUAAUGAAGUCUUAGGUGUGGGCGACCUUCUCCCAUGCAAAGGCGGCGAGAUUCGCGACGAGACCGCUUUCCAACCAACGCUGCUCAUCAAGACAAUUGCGCCAACUGUCAACCGCGAGAAAGUCGAGGAGUUUUGCAAGGAGCACUUGGGAGAGGGCCCUGGUGGGUUUAAGUGGCUUAGCAUGAGCGAUCCAAACCCCCUUAAAAAGUGCCACCGCAUCGGCUGGGUCAUUCUCAAUCCAAGCGACGAGCAGCCAAUGAUCAUUGACGAUCGUGGUGACGGACGUGACGUUGAUGACGAAGAAGGCGCCAUGGACGUGAAGCCCGAAGUUACUCAGGGGACACAGAGUACUGCGCACAAGGCUCUCGAAGCGCUCAACGGAAAAACAGUAAACGACGAGGUCAGGGGCAACUUCACCUGCCACGUUGGUAUCCAUGAGCCACCUGCCGCUCCACGCAAGAAAGCACUCUGGGAUCUCUUCUCUGCGCCUGAGAGAAUCGAGCGUGAUCUUGAACUUGCCGAGCGACUAGUCAGGAAGCUCGAUUCUGAACUCAAGGCCGGUCACGAGGAUCAGUUCUCGAAUGUUGACGGCGUUAGUAAAAUCGAGCAGCGGGUCGAGGACCUGCGCGAAAAGGGCUGGCUUCAGCCUCCUGCAAAUGCACCGGCCCCCAUGAAGAAGGAGCGAGACCCAGAAGAAUUGGAAGAAGGUGAAGAUGAAACAAUGGAGGACGAUGAGGGCACCUUUGACGAUGAAGUUGAUGACGAGGAGCUCUUGGUCAAGAAGAAGAAGUUGGAUCUGCUGAUUGAAUACCUGCGCCGGGUGUACAACUUCUGCUUCUUCUGCGUCUUUGAGAGCGACUCUGUCCAUGAGUUGAUUCGCAAGUGCGCUGGAGGACAUCUUCGCCGGCCACGUGCUAGUCUUACUACGGCUGCAAAGGCGACGGCAAAGGCCACAGCUUCCGGAGAACCGUUCCCUUACAGGAAACAAGAAGCGUCAGGCGAGGCUGAGAACGGAGAGAGUGGAAGUCCAGUACAAGAGCGCAAACCUAUGCGUUUGAGCACCAAGAACCAACAGCAACUGCAGCGGGCUUUCAACUGGGUCAAGACAUAUGAAGAAAAGCUCCUUCAGCUGCUUGAGCCUGAAAACGUUGACAUUCGCAAGCUGGGCGGCAAGCCGCUGGAUGAAGCGAUAGAAGAUGAGCUUGCUCGAUAUGUGAAGCAAGAAGACGAGUCUAAGUGGCGAUGCAAAGUUCCAGAGUGCACCAAGCUAUUCAAGGGCGAACAUUUCUGGCGCAAGCACAUUGAGAAGCGUCAUCCUGAGUGGCUUGAGCAACUACAGAAGGACCUGCGCCUUGUGAAUAGCUAUGUUCUCGAUCCUGCACACAUUGCGCCGUCGCGCAGCGAUGCCAAUAGCAACGGCCACUUCCCAAUGGGUAACCAUGUUCAGGCGACUGGAACUCCGCGAGGAUUCAACCUGGCCAACAUGAGCAUGGCGAUGGCGGGAGGCAAUGGAAUGCAGAAUGGAAUGCACAUGGGCGGCAUGUUCAAUCCUGCCAUGGGCGGCACCUGGGACCCUGCUGCUGCUCAUGAUGACCGUGCAGGACCUAUGCGACGGGGCGGCCAUCGCUUCAACAACCGUACAGGGCCUUACGACCGACAGGCUCGUGAUGGACGUAGUCGACCGGCUGUUAACGGCGGCCGUCUGACACCUCCACGCGGUACGCGACCCGGACCUCAACGCUACGGCGAAGGUGGACCUGGACCUGUACAGUCUGUGCAAGGUCGAUCUAUUAAGAGUUACGAGGAUCUAGAUGCGGUUGGCGGAGGCGGCGGCGGAGAGCUCAAUUACUAA